UUUGGAGGCUGCCUUCCUGCCCUGCCCGACUGGAUGAAGCAUCUUGGAGCCGAUUAACUGAGCAAGACAACUCCCGGGCUCUGAACAGCACAAACAUUCCCAGGCCCUUGUCUGCAAGGGACAGAGAUCUGCAUGUGGCAGGUCUCCCACCUGAAAAGGGCUCGUUAGCUCGGCAGUGCGGGACCGGUCGGUUUCUUGGAUUCCUAGAAACACAAUUAUUUACUUAUUAUUCUCUAAACGACAUCCUGCCCCGAGAGAGAGGGAUUAGAUGGGACCGAGGGCCGGGUUGGGCAGCCAGAAGGGAGCAUGGUUUAACACACACGAGGUCGGCGCUGUCUGGAUAUGAAAUGUGUUUUGAGGCUCCUGCCAGGGUUGAGGGAGCCCUGCUUGAUGGGGACCAUCUCUCCGAGAAGACUCCAAGGCUCUCACAGAGCCGCGCUGCACAGAGCCGCCGCCGCUCUCCCUCCCCCAACCCAGCUAUUUUUGCUGAAUUAAGAAGGUGACAUUAUUCUUCUUUUCAAGUACUUCUGUUAAUAUUGAAAAACGUGUGCUUGCAUUUCAAGUGCGCGCGCUCAGCCUCAGCAGCCAUUUCAAUAUUAAUGAAAUUGUUUAAUCUCCUAAAUUCAUCGUGUUUAAGUUACGUUUUGGUGAGUUAUUGACCGACUCCGAAAAUAUUGUUAAUGGAGUUGAUGUGUAUUCACCACAAAGGCUCUUCCUCCCCGGGCUCGAAGCUCAAUUCUGGCUCUAGGGUGACAGGAUGCACCGCAGCCUCGGGAAUACACAUCAUGCAAACUUCCCUCCUGUGCCAGGGCAAGCCUGGGCCCUUCUGGGCCUGAUCCUGCCCCCAGGACACACGGCUGGCAGUGAGUUGCUCGUCUAGGCUGCGGUUCCAGGAUCGGGCCUUGGUUCCCGGGGAGGAGGGAGCACCGUGCAUCCGAACGAGCCCCAUCUCAGGUGUUACACGUCCUGCCUGCCACACACACAAGUGCGCACCGAGAAGCGCACAGGCGGGCGAGCAGACUGAGACAUAUCACUCCAAUCCCGCAGAAGGCGUCAAGAUGACGAUGUUUGGCAGAGUGGCCGCUGACACGGACCCAUUAGCCCAGACAGCUCUGCGGGACCCCCCAGCCUUGAGGCCGGCGGGCGCAUCAGCGGAUACCUCCCGGUCCCGCGAGCAGAGCGGCGGCGUGGAAGCAGCUCGUUACCGAGCACACCGGGGCUACGGCACAGCCAGCAGCCCGUUCGCUCUGAUCUAUUGAGAGCAAUUCCCGCGUCUUUACACCAACAGGUCCGCGGAACUAGAGCAGCGGUCCUGCAUGGGUUGGGCCGGGGUGGGAGGGGGGACUGACUUCCCGGGGCGGCUACCGAGAAGCCCCGAUCUUACCGCUCCUCGAAAGAAACUUCGCUCGGGGAGAGCGGAUUUGGCAAAGAGAAAGUCUCUCGUUACAGGGGAAAAGGCUCGCCUUCAGUUAGCCAACAAUACAAAUCAGAUAACAAUGCAGAACAAACAGAAUACCACAGCCAAGCAAUUUUCAUGUCAAACAUCCCACUGCUCAGUACCUCCAUUUGCAAGUGUGAAUUGCAGACUAAGCUUCCUGCAAAGUCCACAGAGAGGUUAGUACAUACCUUCCCCCCACCCCCAGUCACCGAGUACCAUCGCACUGCAAUUCCGCUGGCGGAGCCUUUUCACCCCUCGCCUUGUCUUCAAAUGGAAAUGAUUCCCAUUGGCCCAAGGUGUCCAUGUAAAUAGGUGUAAAUGAAACCAGAUUAUGCCUUUCUCUCCAGCCCCCUCCUCCCUGCUCCCCUCCCCCUGCUCCCAAGGCGAUUGUCAUAUGAUAGCAAAGAAGUGGCACAUUAAUGAAGCGCCUCUACAGGGGUCUUUUCUGCUCAUGUCACCACAUAAAACUAUCAGAUGGCUAGAGGAAGGACAUGGAGGCAACUAGUUAGCUCAUCGCCUCUGCGGAGAAGCAAACAAGCCUCUGCUACAGUGCAGCUGCCGGUGGUGUAAAAGAAGCUGAUUCAGCCCGCGGAGGCGAAGGGAGGGGUGUACAAGAGGAUUCCCAAAACCGAGCCAGCUCGCUGCCUCCUCAGGACUAAACCGGAGCAGCGUGGCCGCGGAAGGAGCGAGAGACACGGCGGAGGAGAGGGGUGGGAAAGAGUCCGGACUCCCAGCUGCGUCCCGGAUGCGGACUGUCAACUUCCAGCAACUUUAAGAUCUCCGCGGGUACCCUAGCGAAGAUGCCUCGCCCGGGCAGAAACACUUACAGUGAUCAGAAGCCUCCCUACUCCUACAUCUCGCUGACCGCCAUGGCGAUCCAGAGCUCCCCGGAGAAGAUGCUGCCCCUGAGCGAGAUCUACAAGUUCAUCAUGGACCGCUUCCCCUACUACCGGGAGAACACACAGCGCUGGCAGAACUCCCUCCGCCACAACCUCUCCUUCAACGACUGCUUCAUCAAGAUCCCCCGGCGCCCCGACCAACCGGGCAAGGGCAGCUUCUGGGCGCUGCACCCCAGCUGCGGGGACAUGUUCGAGAACGGCAGCUUCCUGCGGCGCCGCAAGCGUUUCAAGGUGGUCAAGUCGGACCAUCUGGCCCCCAGCAAGCCGGCGGACGCGGCGCAGUACCUGCAGCAGCAAGCCAAGCUGCGGCUUAGUGCCCUCGCGGCCACCGGCACCCACCUGCCCCAGAUGUCCACGUACAACCUCGGCGUGUCCCAGCCCUCCAGCUUCAAGCACCCGUUCGCCAUCGAGAACAUCAUCGCCAGAGAGUACAAGAUGCCCGGGGGCCUCGCCUUUUCCACGAUGCAGCCCAUGCCGGCCGCCUACCCCCUCCCCAAUCAAUUGACUACGGUGGGCAGCUCCAUUGGCACGGGCUGGCCCCACAUGUACAGCUCCGGCAUGAUCGACACCGCCACCCCCAUCUCCAUGGCCAGCAGCGAGUACGGCGCCUACGGCGUGCCCAUCAAACCGCUCUGCCAUGGGGGGCAGACUUUGCCGGCCAUCCCCGUCCCCAUCAAGCCUACCCCUGCCGCGGUGCCAGCCCUGCCCGCCCUGCCCGCUCCCAUCCCCACCAUUCUCUCGAACUCGCCGCCCUCUCUCAGCCCCACGUCCUCGCAGACGGCCACCAGCCAAAGCAGCCCGGCCACCCCCAGCGAGACUCUCACCAGCCCGGCGCCCGCCCUGCACUCCGUGGCUGUACACUGACCCGGGUCGCCUGCACGGACGGUGUCUUCCCUUUCUCCCAAAGUUUCCUCGGAGCUCUCCCCCCAUCCCCUUCUCUCCCUCCUUCCCCUUCUUUCCCCUCUCCUCUCUACUCUUUUCCUCGAAAGUAGAGACUUUCCCGCGGGAAACUGAGGUUUGCCGUUCGCGUGAGCUCCCUUUCCGCUUCGCCCCUUCAGCCGAGCCCUCCCUCGCGCCUCGGCUUCUCCCCUGGCUCUGAACUUUGUUUUCCGUUCUUUUGAGGCGAAAGGAACCGGCCCGGCCCGCCCCCUCCCGCCCGGUAGGAGCUGCCACUUGCAUCGCUAGUUUUCCAAAAGUACUUCAGGCAUCUUCGAUUUGUCGGCGACCAGGCAAGCCUGGCUCGGCGAUGCCUCUUUCCCUUCUUUUGUCUGGGGAAAAGCAGGGCUUUAUACAGGACCAAUCUUUAGUACCAUAAACAAGAAUGGCUGCUGUGUCACUGCAUGAGAGCAGCGACGUUUCCAGCCUCCAAGCAGCGAAGGCUUGGAUCCUGGAAACGCCGGGAAGCGCUCGGUGUCUUUGUGCGGGUCCCGGGGCAGGGCUCGGCCGGGCAGGGCUCGGAGCUGGAGCGGGGCUCGGAGCUGGAGCGGGGCCCGGAGCUGGAGCGGGGCCCGCAGGUGCGGGAGCGGCGGGGGCGGCGCGGAGCGGGACCCGCGCACCGAACCGGGUCACUCACGGCACACCUAUCAUGUUUACAAAGCGCCUGUUUUAAUGUAAAUACUGAACUUGAGUCUGUACUGUAAAUCAGAUGAGGUCCCUUUGGCAGUACCUGUUGUAACGUGGAUGUUUACUGUAGUUUUCAGGUGAAAGAGGAGUUGACUUGUCUGUUAACUUCUGGUAAAUCCGAAUGUUUGGGGGAGCGGAGGUUUUCUUUGUUGUUGGCUUUUUUGGUUGUUGUUAUUAUUUUUAAAAUUCUGUAGCUAUUUACUUCAUAGGUUAAAACAAACAACAACCAUAAUUAUAAUUAAAAUAAACCUGUUACCAAGCACACGACCCGACACAGCUUAAAGAAAAGCUGUUGAAGUAAUUGGUAAAAUGUGGAAAAGUAAUACAAUAGCAGGUACAAACUGUGGAGGUCAUCCUGAUUUCUGCUGGAGCUUUGCAGACAAGAGAGAGGGGGCUAGGGAAACUGUAAAUGUUUGUGCAUAUGAAUGAUUAUAAAAUGUGUAAAAUGCACUUUUGUUUGAUAUACUCCUUUCUAGUUUUAGGUAGUUUGCUGGAAACUGAACUGUUGUUCUGUUGUGAACCGCUUAAGUUAAGAGAAAAAAAAGAACACCCCCUCUAAACAGCAUUAGUAUCUAUUGAAACUGUAAGGACAUUUAUUUUAAACUUUUUUUUCCUGUACAGAAUAAGCAUGGCAUUUUAAAUAUUGGUGUUCUUGUUCCCAGCAUGUGUGUUUUAAGACAAAGGUUAAACAGUGUCUACAUUAAAUUAUGAACCUAGUCGUCCAAAUAAUAUUUUCUCAUUAAAAUAUGUAAAUGCAGAUUUAGUUUCUUAUUUGUCUUUUUAAAGAGUUUACACGAGAAAAGUAAAAACAUUAGUUCAUGAUGAAGGAAUGGUGUUAUUCCAAUAUUUAGACAUUCUAGCCAGCCUUUUCACACAAGGUUAGUAUGAAUAUAGUCAUUAAUAUAGCACAACUUCAUAUACAAAAUUGUCAUUAUUUCUGGUUUAGCAAACAUGAUAACAUAUUCUGUGGGGCUUAUAUCUAUAUACCUGUACAUUAUGCAAGCACACACAUCUAAAUUUGUGCCCUAUACACUUAUACCCAAUAUAAACACAUAUUACAUUCA
This is a messenger RNA of Catharus ustulatus (Swainson's thrush), 5024 nucleotides long. It is a transcript of the gene FOXB1, whose product is annotated as forkhead box B1. The record is from RefSeq and is a predicted model, not a curated record. Lineage: Eukaryota; Metazoa; Chordata; Aves; Passeriformes; Turdidae. Gene Ontology annotation, biological process: cell differentiation; regulation of transcription by RNA polymerase II; anatomical structure morphogenesis. The transcript has 2 exons. Bases 2239 to 3201 code for a protein of 320 amino acids. Gene Ontology annotation, molecular function: RNA polymerase II cis-regulatory region sequence-specific DNA binding; DNA-binding transcription factor activity, RNA polymerase II-specific.